UUCUAAGGAGUGGUCCAUUAAUACCUCAAGGCCAAUGCCAGAGCCUACCAUUCGACACUCUGCCUGCAUCCCAGCAACCAUGGCAAUGCCUUUUUCUGCCUUCUUCCUCUCUUUACUCCUUUUUGUUCAGGACCAGGGAGUUAAUGGGGUCCCUCCACAGCUGAAAGGUGCAAACUGCAGGACAAGGCCCACAGACCUGAUAUUCAUCAUUGACAGCUCUCGAAGUGUGCGUCCCAAUGAAUUUGAGAAAGUCAAGGUGUUCAUGUCCCAGGUCAUUGAGUCACUCGAUGUAGGGCCAGAUGCUACUCGGGUUGGUGUUAUCAAUUAUGCCAGUGCAGUCAACAAUGAAUUGUCCCUCAAGACCCAUCGUACAAAGGCCACCCUACUGCAAGCUGUACGCAGGAUUGAGCCCCUCUCCACUGGGACCAUGACAGGCCUGGCUAUCCAGUUUGCAAUCAACAGAGCAUUCAGUGAGGGAGAAGGAGCCAGAGUGCGAUCGCCAGAGAUUAACAAGGUGGCUAUCAUAGUGACUGAUGGGCGCCCCCAGGAUGGGGUAAAGGAUGUAGCAGCAAGAGCAAGAGCUCUUGGAAUUGAAAUCUUUGCUAUUGGUGUGGGCCGUGUGGAUAUGCACACUUUGCGGCAAAUGGCCAGUGAACCCCUGGAUGAGCAUGUGGAUUAUGUGGAAAGCUACAGUGUAAUUGAGAAGUUGACCAAAAAGUUUCAGGAAGCAUUCUGUGCCUGCACUGGAGGGACUGCCACUGACCUUGUGUUCCUGAUAGACGGAUCAAAGAGUGUGAGGCCUGAGAACUUCGAACUGGUGAAGAGAUUUAUUAACCAGAUUGUGGAAUCUCUGGAUGUUUCGGACAAAAAUGCACAUGUGGGCCUGGUCCAGUAUUCUAGUUCAGUCAGGCAAGAAUUCCCACUUGGGCAAUACAAGACUAAGAAAGACAUCAAAGCAGCAGUAAGAAGGAUGUCCUACAUGGAGAAAGGCACCAUGACUGGCCAGGCUUUGAAAUACCUAGUGGACAAUUCAUUUGCCAUCUCCAGUGGAGCAAGGCCUGGAGUUCCCAAGGUAGCAGUUGUAUUUACUGAUGGACGGUCACAAGAUUACAUCAAUGAUGCUGCGAAGAAAGCCAAAGACCUGGGUUACAAAAUGUUUGCUGUUGGAGUAGGCAAUGCUGUUGAGGAUGAACUUAAAGAAAUUGCCUCUGAACCAAUAGCUGAGCAUUAUUUCUACACUGCUGAUUUUAGAACAAUAAACCAAAUUGGGAAGAAACUACAAAGUAAAAUCUGUAUUGAAGAAGAAAAAGAAGAUCCAUGUGAAUGUGGAGCCAUUGUGAAAUUCCAGAGGAAGGUAGAUAACCUCAUAAAGGCAUUGACACAGAAGCUGGAAGCUGUGACAAGAAAGCUUGCUGCACUAGAAAACAGGAUCACCGUUUAAAAAGUAGAAUAAUUUGAUUCCUUUGCAACUUAAAAUUACAUAUCAGAGGACUUUGGCUACGGCAGCUCUUCUUCCGUGUUACGUUAACCCUGACUGGGUCAGCUGCCUUUGUUUUGAGAGGUGGAAUUGUGUAACAGUAGAAGUGUAAGCAAUGAUAAAGCACUAGAAGUCAUGUACCAAACUACAUUAAACUCUCUUUGCAUCAUAGAAUAUGCAAAUAUGUUUAAUACCUGGAGAACUGGUUUUAAACUAAAGCUCAAUAUAGUCAUCUAAGAUAUUUAAAUAACAUCUUUUUAAUGAGUUCUGUGAAUGCUCACUUGGUUCUUUCACAGAUUUUAUGUUUCUCUAUAUACUCUCAUUGUCUUUAAGAACUGAAUUUGACUCAUGUGACUCUGAAUAUUUUUUUUCUAAGAACAGUAAAUAUAUAAUUUAUGCUAAAGCAUUUAUCUAUAAGUAGAUGAAAUAAUUAUGGAAUGUUAAGUGUGGCAUACUGGAUAAUGUGCCUCCUGUUGCAAACUCCAACUUUGGGUAUAGGAAGAAGGAAGGUACAGAUGUUCAGAAAGCUGUCAUCAUUUUCUGCUCACCAACAAGAGUAAAGUCAAGUCAUGGACUCAUUCACAGUUGAGCAUAUCAUCUUAACUAGUAAAAUGGGAUUUUGCUCUCUUUGAAUUCUUGCCUAAAUGUUGCCUAACAUCAACAGUAACCAAACUUCAAACAACCAAUAGCUUCAUACACAAGACAAACAGUGCAGGUCACUGCUAGUGGCGGAGACUCGAGCCAUGAUCCAUUUUUAACAUUAACCCUUUGGAACGGCACCACAUUUGCAUCAUUUUUGUCAUAGCUGAUGGCUCUGUGUUUAGCUUAUAUUGAAGCCAUACAUCAACAUAGGCACAGCCUGGGGUAUCCAAUAUUCAACAUGAAAAAUCCCUGCCCUCCAUUGGUCAAAAAGUGACAAGCACCCCUAAAAAUGUGAUCACAAGUUGUUGGCCUUUGGUUAAAUCUGUAGGGGUUUAUAACAGAAUAUUUAUACAUGAUAAUGUAGAAAAGAGUUUUUGGAAUAACAAAAUAUUGAAAAAUGUCAUAAUAAAAUAUGAUUUUAU
This is a messenger RNA of Sceloporus undulatus (fence lizard), 2541 nucleotides long. RefSeq names its product matrilin 1 (gene MATN1). The record is from RefSeq and is a predicted model, not a curated record. Bases 35 to 1441 code for a protein of 468 amino acids. NCBI's taxonomy places the organism in Eukaryota, Metazoa, Chordata, Lepidosauria, Squamata, Phrynosomatidae. The transcript is spliced from 7 exons.